Asparagus officinalis (garden asparagus) is the source of this 1872-nucleotide messenger RNA. RefSeq names its product cytochrome P450 71A1-like. The transcript is spliced from 6 exons. The coding region runs from base 1 to 1872 and encodes 623 amino acids. Gene Ontology annotation, molecular function: monooxygenase activity; iron ion binding; heme binding. NCBI's taxonomy places the organism in Eukaryota, Viridiplantae, Streptophyta, Magnoliopsida, Asparagales, Asparagaceae. The record is from RefSeq and is a predicted model, not a curated record.
AUGCUCUUUCUCUCUACAAUCACCUUCAUCCUCCUCUUCUUCUUCUUAACUGUUUGCCAUCGGAAACCCACUCAGAAAUCUCCUCCAUCUCCUCUGAGGCUUCCCAUUGUCGGUAACCUCCAUCAACUAGGCUCUCUACCUCAUCGCUCGUUGCAAGCGCUGUCAAACAGGUAUGGCUCAAUAAUGCUCCUACGCAUCGGUUGUGUUCCAACGAUCAUAGUUUCUUCAGAAGAGAUGGCUCGUGAGGUGAUGAAAAAGAAUGACCUUGGCUCCGCUAGUAGGCCUAAGUCCAGCAUGGCCAAGAUGCUCAUCUAUGAUCGUGACAUGGCGUUCGCACCCUAUGGUGAGUAUUGGAGGCAAGUGAGAAAAAUAAGUGUUAUACAUCUACUAAGCUUCAAGAUGGUACAAACUUUUUUCUCUAUAAGGGAAGAAGAGGUCUCCAUCAUGAUCGAUAAAAUCCGUGCAUCCCAACAUGCUUUGGUGGAUUUGAGCGAGUUGUUCGUGUCACUUAGUAGUGAUAUAAUAUGUAGAGUUGCUCUAGGGAGGAAAUACAUUGAAGGAGUUGGAGCGAAGAAAGUGCGCGAUAUGUUGGGUGAACUUGGUUAUCUGCUUGGAUCAUUUCCUAUUGGAGAUUUCAUACCUUGGCUUGGUUGGGUGGAUAAUUUAACUAGUUUGAAUUCAAGGGCAAGAAAGAAUUCUAAAGAGUUGGAUAGUUUUCUUGAAGAGGUGUUGCAAGAGCAUCUUCAAGCGAGAAGGGAUGUAAACGGUAACUAUAAGGAAGAUGGAGACUUCGUAGAUAUUUUGCUCUCGCUGGAUGAGAAAGACGAAAGAAUUGGUGUUUCCCUUGAGAAAGAUGAAAAGGUCGGCGUUUCCCUUUCCCUUGGUAGAGACAGCAUCAAGGCAAUUAUUUUGAUUUGGUCAUGGGAGCGCAUUCAUAUUGGACGACCCACUUUACUUAUGCACCGUGACUUAGAGGGGCAGUAUCCAUUGGCAUACAGAUCAGCGACGCGUCACCGUCAGUUUUACCGAAAUGAGAUUGAUGUCCUCCAGCACGAACAGUUCAAGUGGAGACCCUAUACAUCGCCGGAGCUCGAUAUACAUUCUCUUGCACCUAUCUGCCGAGAUAGUCCCGACUUGUGGAGAGCCAGAGUUCCACUGAUCUGUUGGGAGAUCGUAGAGAUGCAUGUCCGUGUUUUAGAUAGCAUUGAUGCUGAUAUUGAUGCGCACGUGACUGAGAUUCAGGAUCAGGUGGCGUUAGAUAUGUUUGCUGCUGGAACAGACACUACAUACACAACCUUACUAUGGACAAUGGCCGAGCUCAUGAGAAAUCCAAAAGUAAUGAAGAAAGCACAAGUAGAAGUGCGCUCAAUCGUCGGUCACAGCCAAAAGCACAUCUCCGACAAAGAAAUCGACCGAAUGCCAUACUUGAAAGCCAUAAUCAAAGAAUCACUAAGAUUAAACACUCCAGUCCCUCUACUAAUUCCCCGAGAAACAACACAAGACGUAGAAUUACUAUCCUUUCACAUUCCAAAGGGAACGAGAGUCAUCGUUAACGCAUGGGCGAUCGCAAGAGAUCCGAGGUCACGGGAAAACCCCACAGAGUUUAUGCCAGAGAGGUUUUUGGACAGUGAUGUUGAUUUCAGAGGCCAGGAUUUCAAGUUUAUUCCUUUUGGUGCAGGGAGAAGAAGUUGUCCUGGAGCCGGAUUUGCUGUUCCUAUUGUUGAGCUUGUACUUGCUAGUUUACUGCAUCAUUUUGAUUGGGAGAUACCUAAAGGGAUGGAGGCUGAAGUGCUGGAUAUGACUGAAUCACCUGGAAUAACUUUGCACAAGAAAACAGGCCUGGUUCUUGUUGCAAAGCCUUGCAUUGUUUAG